AGGAGGGGGCCUCGGUGGUACUGGUAGGGAAUUUGGGAAAAGAAGAAGGACACAGAGAAAACGCAGACCUCAGACCAGUCCACGUCACUUCACUGUCCUCACUCUCUCUCUCUCUGAGCCCCGUGCCCGCAGACAAAUCUGACCGCGGAUCAGCGUACUCGGGCUCCCUCUACACUACGAGUUACACCAACUGGGACUCAGACCAGAGGAAAUCGUGUUCGUUGGCAGCGGAGUCCGCACGCCAAGACACAUCCAUAGCAGACCACGGCGAGGGAAGAGACGGUGUGAUAAGAAGGGACUGAAAUCAAGGGGAAGGCUGGUAGGAACAACAGAGGUGUUUGAGGCAAAACACAGUAGACGGCGAGAGGAGAAAGGACGGGCUGGCCAAGCGCAAGGAGAAGUAUUACGCGUAGCUAAUUUCCAACAUUUUCUAUUAUUGGCAGCGAGAGUGUGCUCUCCGAGCCACAUUUAUAAAGAGAGCUAGCGGAAUGUAAUGCUAGCAAGCUAGCUAAUGUUAGCUAGCUAAUUAGCUUGUCAGGCAUCCAGGAGUCGGACGUGUGAUCUUUAUUAAAAUAGGUCACUGUUUGGCGUCGAUUUACUUUUUUUGGGGUGGAAAACAGUGCUGAAUGUGUUUUUUCCAGAAACCAGGUAUGGUCAUGAUGUUCAGCCUCGAAUAGCUAACACCAAGUUGGACAAUAAACAGUGCUAUAAGCUGCCUAUAUUGAUGAAAAUCUGUUCUAAAUUAUCCGUCUUCGCUUUUGGGGAAAAGCCAAAUCCAUUGUGAAUAUCGAGCUGUGGACAAAGCAGAAGGAGAAGGCAAAGGUGAAAAACAGACUUUUGACUGGUCACUGUCUGCCGUCCAAUGUUAAUGUCGACCGACGUUGCAUCUAUAAUGCUACCCGUUAGUCGGGGAAUAAUGGACCGGGAAAGGGACAUUGAUACAUCAGCCGGACCUCUUGCAAACGCGGCCGGGGGUCCAGCAGCUGUCCGGGGAAUGAAGCGAGGAGACCCGGAGCCCGACGCUCAGGCAGCCGCUGCCCUGACUGACUUAGCCGGGGCGGAGUGCAAAAGACCCAGGAUAGACGGGACCGGGAGUGUUGUUGGUGACAUCGGACAGAACAAUGAGCCUUUAAACCCUGGUUUCCAUGGAUACCCACCUCACAGUCAGGGCUCUCAGGAUUCGACAGGAGGACAGGAGGGCUUGGUGGCCCCACCCUUUUCAGCGUUCCCCCCUCCACCCCCUCCUCAAAACGGGCUGCCAGGGACGGAGUUUGGCCCUGGGGCCAUGUUUGGUGCUGGGGGACAAGGUACAGCAGAAGUAGGAACUGGUGCCAAUGGAGCCGCCACUGCCGCCACUACCAACAGCAACAACGGAAAGACAGAAGAGACGUCCCAGGGGGAGGCAGGUGUACAGUGCGGUACGGGAGGUACAGGAGCGGGAGGCUCUGCAGGAGACCCCACAGAGGCCAAAGGGACCCCCAAACGCCUUCACGUCUCAAACAUCCCCUUCCGCUUCCGGGACCCUGACCUCAGGCAGAUGUUUGGGCAAUUUGGAAAGAUUCUGGAUGUAGAGAUUAUUUUCAAUGAGAGGGGUUCAAAGGGUUUUGGCUUCGUGACAUUUGAGUCCAGCGCAGAUGCAGAAAAAGCCAGAGAAAAGCUCCACGGCACAUUGGUGGAAGGUCGUAAGAUUGAGGUAAAUAACGCCACCGCCAGGGUGAUGACUAACAAGAAAAUGGUCAGCCCCUACCCUAACGGAGAGGCUCUCAGCACGCUGCCUUAUGGGUGGAAAUUGAGUCCUAUGGUGGGGGCUGUGUAUGGACCAGAGCUCUACGCAGUCCCAGGGUUUCCCUACCCUUCUGCAGCAGCAGCAGCCACUACAGCAGCAGCAGCGUUUCGUGGUGCCCACCUCAGGGGCCGGGGCCGGCCCGUCUACAGUGCUGUGCGGGCUGCUGUGCCUCAGCCUGCCAUCCCUGCUUACCCUGGACUAGUGUUUCAGGACUCAGUCCUUAGUCCCAGAUUGCCUCAGGGAGGCUACCCUGCCGCCGCCGCUGCCGCCGCCGCCUAUCGCUACGCCCAGCCUGCGGCCGUAACCGGAGCAACAGCUGCAGCCGCCGCCUACAGUGACAGUUAUGGCCGGGUGUACACUACAGAUCCCUAUCACGCUUUAGCUCCAGCUGCUGCUGCUUACGGAGUCGGAGCCAUGGCCAGUUUAUACCGGGCGGGGUACAGUAGGUUUGCUCCUUACUAAAACCACAAAUCACACCCAAGGAAUUUUACAUCGCUCCAAAACUCUUUUUCAAGCUCUUUGUUUGGCAGCAGCUCCCCUCCAUUUUCCUGCAGACGGACUAUAGUGACAACUCAUGUCUUUUUUUGUGUGUGUGUGUGGUGAGAGAGUUCAUUUUGCCACAUCAUCAACUCAAACCCUCGUUUCUGUACUCUUCUGUCUGUCGCUCACAUGGAAACAAUGACAAAACUGCCAUGAGUGUCUCCCACGUAAAAAGCUGGAGCCCACUACUUUGAACUAUGGGGGCACAAUAUCGGACGGUUCUUAAAAACACUACGGGACCUGGGAGGAGAGAGACUGCUGUUCCUGUGUGAUCCUGCACACUGCGAAUUGUUUUUUUCCCUUGAACUUACAGUAUAUCCACUGCCCCAUAUGACCUAAUCAGACCUAUAUACACACAUUUGACACCAAGUACACAGUCUCCUCGACACUUUCCUUUAGUGUUGGCCUGCACAGAGUAAUGCCACAGCACAAGAUUACUACAAAAAGGUACUUUUGUUUUUAAACACUACAUUACAGCAGAGUGGUCCCUCUGGUUUAGCAUGAUGGUAUAAUAAUGAAAACAUCAAUCAAACGUGGACUGCUCAAUACAGAAGAUGUAGGAAUCAUUCUUGUUAUUUUGUACAGCUGGAAUACUGAACAUUCAGCCGGAGGGAACUUGGGAGCGUCUGACUGAAAGAAACCACUGUGGUCCUGGUAACAACAAACUAUAAACUAAGCAGCAUGGGAAAAAGUCUCUUUUUUUGUCAUUUUCCAACGUUUUACAACUUCUCCCAAGUGAAAAAAAAAAAGAAAAACCUAAACGAAACUAAUGUUUGUAAAAAGAAGUCAGAAAGUAGUGAAAAUGACAAGGAAAAAAAAAAAACAAGUGACAAUUUUUUCUGCAUUACCUCAGUUUUUUUUUUUUUUUUGUCUGUUUUGUUUUGCUGCCGUCAAUGAGAAGCUGCAUAGAAAUGUCAUUGGAGAGAAUGUGGACGCAUUGAAACUGUCCAUUAUUUAACGUGACAGAGCCGUUCACUUGUCCCUAAUGCUGGUCUGCACAUAUUUCAUUUAUUACUGUAACUGCAACACUAAGAUGCGAUGUUCAGCUAUGAACUGCCCCUGUACGCAUGUCCAUUUAGAGAAUUCAGUGUACCUGCUCACCCUUGAUCUGCUCCCAGUGCUUCUUCCAAAAAAGGACUCGCUUUGCUUUCUAUCUCCUAAACCAUCAGACAUUCCACUUGUAGCGACGAUGCAGCGAAGGAACGGGUCAGGUGGACAAAGGACCCAUCGAACGCAUAAACAAACUAGAUUUAGCACAGAGCAGAUUUGAAGUGGGAACACCCACAUGGGAAACUAAUCAUCUGCCAGUCAGCCAAAUGGGAAUCCCUCCUGGCCAAUUGAGAUAUUAAUGCCUGCAGGCUUCAGGCAGGGCACUCUGUACUCGAGCUCUGUGCAUGGAAAUGGUGUCUGAUCUCAGCUCAGCAGAACAGUAGAUCCCCACAGAACAGCCCUGAUUAGAAUACAGUGAAGCAAAGAGAUUGCAGCCAUAUAAUGGAGUCUUGAAGUAAUGAGAAUUGAUCGGUUUUCUAUUUAUAUUCAUCGUUUUUAAUGUGACAGGACACCACAUACGCUGUCCGCAGGCAUCACUUUGUCAUUUUAAAUCCUUCAUCAUGCUCUUUGGGAUUGUUCGGUCUGAAUAGUUUUAAAGUUCUGAUUGCCAGUCUGUCUGAAGGGAUCAUAAAAUGACUGGCAGACAGACAGUUUAUAGACCAAGCCUCUGUCCUGUAUGUAUCACAUCUCCAUAUACUCUCACUAUGUUGUUGUUGCUAUUAUUUGCCUUUUUGGUUCCAAAGAUUUUCUGAAGAAAGCACAUUUUUUGGUCCUGAUGUAUUUCUUAUUUUUGUGGUUGUUUUUUCGUCUGCCUUUGUUAUAUUUUUUUAUGUGACGAUUUUGAAGCUGUAUUUUUCAGUAGAGUUUGGAAACAGCACCCUGGGAAAUGUCAUUGAAGCAGCAUCAACGAAAAGACAGAGAAAACGCAUUUAAAAGGUUGCAGCAAUUAAAACAACCCUGUUCAAUUAAAUUCAGUCCACGCACUA
Messenger RNA from Scatophagus argus, 4362 nucleotides. RefSeq names its product RNA binding protein fox-1 homolog 2-like. The record is from RefSeq and is a predicted model, not a curated record. Bases 863 to 2248 code for a protein of 461 amino acids. Gene Ontology annotation, biological process: regulation of alternative mRNA splicing, via spliceosome; nervous system development. NCBI's taxonomy places the organism in Eukaryota, Metazoa, Chordata, Actinopteri, Scatophagidae. Gene Ontology annotation, cellular component: nucleus; cytoplasm. Gene Ontology annotation, molecular function: mRNA binding. The transcript has 13 exons.